Messenger RNA from Penicillium manginii, 2283 nucleotides. Its product is annotated as fungal specific transcription factor domain-containing protein. Gene Ontology annotation, molecular function: DNA binding; zinc ion binding. The transcript has 5 exons. NCBI's taxonomy places the organism in Eukaryota, Fungi, Ascomycota, Eurotiomycetes, Eurotiales, Aspergillaceae. The record is from RefSeq and is a predicted model, not a curated record. Gene Ontology annotation, biological process: DNA-templated transcription. Bases 1 to 2283 code for a protein of 760 amino acids.
AUGAAAGAAGCGAAGGAUGCUAUCGAAACCUCCUUUCAGGACAAUAUAGAAAGUCAAAGCUUGCAACCAGGUGGAAAAGUACCGCAUCGCAAACGAUCAAGACUCCUUGACGAAGUCCGGGAUGGUGACUCAGACAGUUCCACGGAUGAUGCAUUUCUGGAACCCACGCCCCUAGCUGUCAAUGAUGCUGCGUACGAAGACGACUUAGAUGGGGCUGUGGACGAUUUAGGCUUCAAAAUUGGGCGAAUGCGACUAAGUGAGAGGAUUGGGGGUUUGUACCGCCCACGAAUAGCAGAUGAGAUUCUGUCUUCUCUUGAGAACAUUCCAAAGCGAGGUUCUUCAGUGAUACCCCCAAGUCCGAGCCCAGGCUCGACUAAGGCAUCAACAAAGCUUAAGCAAUCUUCGUCAGCAUCCCCAGUCGACUUUAUCUUCAGCCUAGCCUCCCCUAGCACAUCUCGAGUGGAGAAUAUUGUUUCUCGGAGUACCGCAGACAGGCUUCUUGAGCGUUAUUGGGACUCUGUUCACCCGGUAGCCCGUAUUCUGCAUCGUCCUUCGUUUGCGCAACGAUAUGAAACGCUCUGGGAAGCUGUCGAGGAUGGGUAUCAAGAAAAUCUUGCGCCUUCGCUAGUAGCAAUUGUAUUUUCGGUUCUCCUCUCGGCUGUGGUGAGCAUGUCUGAAGCACAAGUGUGGGAUUUGUGUCAACAGUCUCGAGAGGACUUGAGAAACAAAUUGAAGCAUGGAACCGAGACUUCGCUUAGCAGAGCUCAGUUGUUACAUUCUUCAAAGGUCGAGAACUUGCAGGCAUUUGUCGCGUACCUGCUAUCAAUGUGUUCAGAUGAAAUUUGCCGUGCUCAUUCGCUAUUGACAAGUAUGGCAAUUCGCUUAGCAGAGUGCAUGGGAUUUCAUCGUGAUCCCUCGGAGUUUGGGUUCUCACCUCUAGAAUGCCAAGUCCGACGUCUCAUAUGGUAUCAAAUCUGUUAUUUGGAUCUCAAGACAAGUGAGGUACAGGGGCCCCGGCCAUAUAUCCAUCAUGAUGGAUACACAACACAAAUACCAACUCCCGCAAUAACAUCAACGUGGAAUGAUAUGGUUUUCUCCAUGAUCCGAUUUGAAUGCCAGGAAAUGCAGCGAAAAUGUCUUGUUUUACGCACCCGGAUUAGUCUUACGAAGGCAAUCGCCAAAAUUGAGGCUUUUCGGGUUCGUAUGGAUGCAAAAUAUGGCCCUUUACUAGACACAGCAACCCCAAGUCCAAUGCAAAAAAUGGCUCGACAGGUGAUGAAGCUAUUCACCAACCUCCUUUAUCUGAUCUCAUUGCACCGUUAUAUGAAUAGUGUGACAUACAGGGUUCCUGAUCGGCUGCGACAAAUUGUUUUGAGCAAGGGAACCGAGGCAUUGGAGGCUGCGAUGGAGCUCGAAGUCUCCGACGAUCUCAAGCAAUGGUCUUGGUAUUCGAGUGCCUAUCAGCAGUAUCAUUCCGCAUUCUUGUUGCUGGUGGAGGUUUUCACAUUUCCACUACGCAGAGAGGCAAAUCGCAUUUGGAGAUGUUUGGAUUUCAUCUUCGCCGAUGUGCUAAGAGAUAUGCCCGCGCUGGACACAAAUAGAAAGGCCUCAACGCCGCAAGAUUUGAUCACGCAACGAGAUGUCAAGGCUCGGUUUCUACUGACCAUGAUCUGUGACAAUAUGCGAGCUUACCAGAAGUCAAGGGGAUUAAAGGAUCCGAGUCACUUCCAGGAUUCGAUGAUUAUACUCACUCCGCAGAAGCAUGGAGACACUUCUGAUCCUCGGAUGCCUCUUAAUUACGCCCAUGGGGAGCCGGACAUAAGAGAUCCUCCUCAACAGCAUCCCUCUAUCUCUCAAAACCCGCAGUUUCCUCACCAAAUGACCACAGAAUCGGAAAAUAUCCCUUCUUUCUACAUCGAGAACACCGGAGCUGAAGCUUUCCAUAUUCCACAGAACCUAGGUAAUACAAGACGUGAAUGGACCUCUUCAUACGACCAUCUUCCAUCUUUGCCUCAAAAUUACGAAUCCCAAUUCAAUGGAGCAACCGAUACUAUGUAUCCCCAAACCUUACAUCCGGACUACCUUGCUCCCAGCUCAGGCUGGACGUCGAACGAACGCUCAACAUACUCCGAUAAUGGUGAAAUACAGAGCGAGGUUGCAGCUAUAGACCCACAGAUGCUCGAAAUUGACUGGAAUCUUUGGGACACUAUUUUCCCACCUGGGAGCAAUGACGGUAACUUGGAUGUUUCUGACGAUUUCAUGUGGGAGUCAAAUUACAAUUAA